AUGGACAAACUCUCUGGUCUCGCCUCCAAGCUCAGCGGCAAGGGCUCAAGCUCAAGCUCCGGCUCCAACUCCGGUGCCCAGGGCCAAGAAGACUAUGUCGACAAGGGGCUUAAUGCCGUCGAGAAGAAGUUCGGCGGGGGCAAGGUUGAUCCCGCAAAGAUGCGCUCUACCAAUGAGAAGAUCACCGACACUGGCCGCGAGCAGUUUGAGAAAGCCACCGGAAAGAAGGUUCCCGGCAAGAUCUCGAACUAA
Penicillium brevicompactum is the source of this 252-nucleotide messenger RNA. RefSeq lists its product as uncharacterized. Lineage: Eukaryota; Fungi; Ascomycota; Eurotiomycetes; Eurotiales; Aspergillaceae. The coding region runs from base 1 to 252 and encodes 83 amino acids. The record is from RefSeq and is a predicted model, not a curated record. The transcript is spliced from 3 exons.